UUUAAUGAGUUAUUAUUUUUUUUUAGAGUUUGAGCGUCUUGGAACUUCUUAGCGUGAGUUUUUAUUUUUUUUAGGGUUUGGGGUGUUUUGGGAUUAUGGUAAAGUGGUAAUGGUAUUUUCGGGAGUUACUAAGAGAAAAUAGGAAUGAGAAUCGUAUCAACCACGCCCACCUAGUUGAUCUGAUACUUAGUUCUGAGGGAAUGUGAUUACGGAAUUUGAGAUGGAGCCCACUUAUUUUUUCAUUCUUGAUUACAAGUAAACGCAGGGAAAGUCGGGAAUGUAAAUCAUUCCCUUUCCUCCCAUACCCAUUACUAAUACGUAAACAUGCCCUAAACCGAAUAGUGAUAAGAUUUGCUUACUUGAUUCAAAUUUGUGGGCCGAUUUGUUUGGAAAACGUAACAGAGCAUAGGCUAGUUGUAAAAGAAAAAAAAAGAGGGGGGUAAGGAUAAGAAAAAUAUGAAUAAAACCGCCUCAAAAAAUUAGAGAUAAUUAGGUGGAGUGGCCGAGUGGGUAUUGGCAGUUGCUAAAAAAAUAAAAAAAUAAAAAACAGUUGAGAGUGGAAAGUAGAAAGAAAGAAUGUCGAACGCCGUGGCGAAUGGGCUGGCAGGAGCUGGAGGUGGCAUGAUUGCCCAGAUUAUCACUUAUCCCCUCCAAACAGUCAAUACGCGCCAACAAACCGAGAGAGUUGCCAAGAAAUCCUUAGCUAACUCCAAACGCCUUGGGACUCUUGUUCAAAUCCUCCAGGUAAUACGAAGCGACGGUUGGGGAGGACUAUACAGCGGCCUUAAGCCUUCUCUGCUUGGGACUGCCGCUUCACAGGGCAUCUAUUACUAUUUUUAUCAGGUUUUCAAAAACAAGGCUGAGGCCAUUGCAGUUGCCCGGAAAGCAAAAGGACAUGGGGAUGGUACUGUUGGGAUGUUUUCUUGGCUUCUUGUGGCGGCUUUAGCUGGUUCCCUGAACGUGUUGCUGACAAAUCCUAUAUGGGUUCUUGUGACUCGUAUGCAGACACAUACGCAAGCUGAGAGAAAAAUUAUGGAGGAAAGAAAGGAAGCACUCGUAAAGGAAGCUUCUGAAAACUCUUUGACAGGUUCAGAAUUGCAAGUUAAAUUGGCUGAACUUGAUUCAAUAAAACCUCAUCCUUAUGGAACUUGGCAAGCGGUAAACGAGGUUUAUUCUGAAGCCAAGAUUACCGGAUUUUGGAAAGGGAUUGUCCCAACGCUUAUAAUGGUUUGCAACCCAGCAAUACAGUUCAUGAUUUAUGAAAGCUCCUUGAAGCAUCUUAGGGCAAAACGUGCUGACAGAAAGCAAGGAUCAAAAAAUAUAACUGCUUUGGAGGUCUUCUUGUUAGGGGCCUUGGCAAAACUAGGCGCAACUAUCUCAACCUAUCCGUUGUUAGUUGUCAAGUCAAGGCUGCAAGCAAAGCAGGAGAUUGGCGGGAAUAUUUCACUAAGAUACUCAGGUACUGUUGAUGCUAUAAGGAAGAUGAUCCAGUAUGAAGGAUUGCCUGGGUUUUACAAAGGGAUGAGCACAAAGAUAGCACAGAGUGUUUUUGCUGCUUCUGUACUUUUUAUGGUUAAGGAGGAACUCCUCAAGAUUUAUACGUUGCUGGCAGAUAAGUGCAAUAAAGUUCUGCUUAGUUCAGCAAAAUAAUUACUUCAGUGUAAGAUGAAAUUGUGUCCUUGAUCAAAAUCUGCAUUAUUUAUAAACUCUGUGCAAUAUUUACUUUUCAACACACACACACACGUGUAUGCAUAUUGCUAUACCCAUUCUGGGAAACCCCAUGGGUCAAAGGUUCAGAAUGUGAUGCGUGUACAUUGUCUACAAUAAACAUAAAUAUGAUCUAUAUUUGUUUGCA
Messenger RNA from Prunus persica (peach), 1855 nucleotides. RefSeq names its product peroxisomal nicotinamide adenine dinucleotide carrier. The transcript is spliced from 11 exons. The record is from RefSeq and is a predicted model, not a curated record. The coding region runs from base 577 to 1650 and encodes 357 amino acids. Lineage: Eukaryota; Viridiplantae; Streptophyta; Magnoliopsida; Rosales; Rosaceae. Gene Ontology annotation, biological process: transmembrane transport; nucleotide transport.